Messenger RNA from Scutellospora calospora, 935 nucleotides. Lineage: Eukaryota; Fungi; Glomeromycota; Glomeromycetes; Diversisporales; Gigasporaceae. The record is from the annotation of a GenBank genome assembly.
CGCCAACAAUUUCGAUCACAGACCCAGCAGCCAUUCUUGCAGCGUUUGGAGUUCCGGCAGGAUUAUAUGUAGUAUCACAGCUUUUUAAAAUUGUUAUCGAUCACUUGAAUAUCUACUUAUUCAAUUCUGUUUAUAGGUAUUGCUGCGAAUAUGGUAUUAAAGAAUUAUCCAAAUCAUGUAAAGAAAAUUCUUAUAGUCGAUUGGGACAUUCAGUAAGUGAUCAUAAAUAUACAUUAUCAAUGCGUUGCAACCAUUUAAUAAUAUUCUCUUGUACCUUUUUAUCAAUUAGUCAUGGAAAUGGUACACAAGACAUGUUUUAUGACCGUGAUGACGUAUUGUAUUUGUCUCUACAUCGUUGGGAUAAUGGUAAUUUUUACCCUUACUCUGGUUCAACCUCUGACCUGGGCUCGGGUGCUGGACUAGGUAAAAACGUUAACAUUACUUUUUCUUCCGAAGAUGAUAAAAUUGAUGCAAUGGGUGAUACGGAAUAUGUUGCUGCAUUUGAGCAUAUAGUUAUGCCUAUUGCUACCCAAUAUAACCCUGAUAUAGUAAUUGUAUCAGCAGGUUUUGAUGCUGCUGAAGGGCACGAUGAUUUUAUUGGCGGGUAUAAAAUUACACCUAGAGGCGGAUAUGUUUUAGAGCCAUUAUCAGCAUCUGCAAGUGCCUGUUUAUCUGCCUUACUUGGUCCUGAAUUAUCACCUCUAGAACAAUAUCAAUUGAUCGGUGGUUUAAAUUCAGUGAAACCAAAUUCGGCUGCUGUUUCUUCGUUUCAAAAAGUUGUAGCUACAUUAAAACCAUAUUGGAAAUUUUCGGAACAAGUCAUGCGUGAUGAUUUUCGAUUUUCAUUACCAAGCGAAUGGCGGGCAGUAAAUAGCUUAUCGACGAGACCAAAACGUGCUCCAAAGCCAAAACGCAGAAUGCCCGUUGAAGGGUAA